Messenger RNA from Cryptosporidium ubiquitum, 681 nucleotides. RefSeq lists its product as uncharacterized. Gene Ontology annotation, cellular component: precatalytic spliceosome; nucleus. Bases 1 to 681 code for a protein of 226 amino acids. The transcript has a single exon. The record is from RefSeq and is a predicted model, not a curated record. Gene Ontology annotation, biological process: mRNA splicing, via spliceosome. NCBI's taxonomy places the organism in Eukaryota, Apicomplexa, Conoidasida, Eucoccidiorida, Cryptosporidiidae. Gene Ontology annotation, molecular function: RNA binding; zinc ion binding.
AUGAGGGGGAGAAAAGAAGUCAGUAACAAACAUUAUUGCCAAAUUUGCAAAAUAUGGAUAGAAAAUCACCCAAAUAAUCUUAGAAGCCAUCAGGAAGGUGGAAGGCAUAAGUACAAUUUGAGGAAGUUAUUAAAAAGCGAAAACUAUAGAGAUUCUCAGAAAAAGAAGAAUGAGGAGGAAAUUCGGAAGGAGUUUAUGAAGUUACAGGGAGUUGUAGAAAAACCUAGCCAAGAAAAGAAGACAAUUAAACAAAUAGAUAAGGUAAAGUCAACAAACUCAUCGGUUUUCGCAGAUAAUGUCUUCAAAAAUAGUCAUUCCCAUGAAAAUUUACAUAAUUGCUUCGAAAGUGAGGAUUAUAAUGAAAAUCAUACAGAUAAGAAGAAUCAAAUGGGGAUUAUUGGACAGUGGGAAGAAGUCAAAGAGUCAGAAUCUGCCUUUUUAGGGGAUACCAAUUUAAAAUCUCAACCUCAUAAUCCAUUUAAGUUUACUGAAGGAUGUGUUCAAAUUAAGAAGAACAACUUAUCCCAAAAAGUUUACUCUUGCAUUUCUGAACUUGAAGGAAAUUUUGAAGAGCACCAAUUUGAUCAGAAACUCACAUCUAAUAUCCAGAAAUUACCUGAUGAAAAAAUCAAAAUUGUCUUCAAAACACGAAAAACUCCUAAUCAAAUACGCAAAGAUUAG